This is a messenger RNA of Sordaria macrospora k-hell, 4245 nucleotides long. Lineage: Eukaryota; Fungi; Ascomycota; Sordariomycetes; Sordariales; Sordariaceae. The record is from RefSeq and is a predicted model, not a curated record.
AUGAACGCCGACGACUCCGACGGCGACGACAUCAGAGGCUGGAUGUGGGAUAAGUUCCAAAACGCCAUCAACACCAUUCAUGAGAACACCUAUGACACAGUCCUUGAGGAAACGCAGGAGACGGACGUUCCCAAUCUUGUCCCACGAUGGACCCAUCCCAACUGGCCACAGCAGGGCAUCCCACUUCCCCCAGAAGAAAUAGUCCCGCAGGAGGGUUCAGAAGCCGUCAUCAAGGGUGAUGCUACGUCUCGGCUACGGCCAGCUCUCCUACCCGAGGACAAGUGGCACACUCCGACCAGAUAUGCCCUGCGGUAUGGCAUAUUCCCCGAUGAUGACUUCCGCGGUCCUCGACAUGGCCGGUCACGCAUGUCCCCUAUAACAGAGGCCUUCGAGCACGAGUACGACAAUUUGGAUCAGCCGGCACCGUACUCGCUUGCCAACAUCGCUGAAACCAUUGCUCAAUUCAAGACGAAUUUUGUGGAAGAAGAGGUCUAUGCAGAUGAUGAGGACUAUCAAAGGGCCUUGUUCCAUGGAUUCACUACCCACGAGAGAAUUAAUUGGAAAUCUGAGCCCUUGCACCCAGACUUUGACCCUCAGGAGAGUAAUCUCAGUGGAAACCUUCACAAUUUGCUGGCGAGAGACCAGAAAUGGCUCAGUGUGGGCGAAGCCAGUCGCCCGAGGUACAAUCUUUGCGGUAAAACAGGUGAAUAUUCUGUGGACGAUGAGGAACUCUGGACAGCUUUACAGCCAGCUCUCCAGCUCGUCACUCGAGUUUUACAAAUGAACCAUCCUUUCUGGCGAGCAUGUCUGGACUAUCUUUGCGCAAUCGAAAUUCCGGAGCAUCGCAAAAGCGAAAACCAUCAGGAUAAAAAGCUCAUCUACAUCGACCCCGACGAGCCCAAGGACUUUUUCAGAAAACUGGGCGCUUCGACAAGAGCAAGACUCGCCUUAGAGUAUCUCCAGGAAAGAAUCUGGUUCAGCAUCAAGUCAAGCCAUCAUUUCAACGUUGUAUGCACAGGAAAACGGAAUCCAGACGACACCACCGGUGAGACGGUGCCGUUCCAUCGACAUAACCCUGUCAAUUUCCGUCUCGAAGUCGUGAUUGCUGCCGAGAUCAUGUGGCCUCUGCUUGUGCCGGAGUACAACAUCGUCGAGAAACAGAACUGUUCACUCGUAAUUGGGACUACCAUUCUUCACGAGCUAGCUCAUGCCGCCCACUUUGCCAUGCAUGCCCAGAGCGCAGACCCUGCAAAUCCAGAAAUCCGUGAUCGAGCCUGGGACGAUCCCUUCUGGGUCAAUGAAGGAAAAGCUGAGAUCGGAUAUGCCUUUGAGAAUCAACUAUGGGGCGGCACUCUCAAACCUCCGCACCAAGCCGACAUCGCCCGAUUCUUGCCCUACCGCACCUGGCCCAUCGACAUCUGCCUCUGGCAAUGGCCCAAUCCAUCAGACAUCAAGGACCAUGCCAACAGCGCCAACUACCUGCCCGACGCUUUCCUGCCCACCUCCAACGUCGGCACGCUGAUCCAGCUGCAAGAUGUCCACCGCCUGUUUCAGCAGAGCUUCUGGGACAACAAUGUGCCCAUCUACGGUCACCGGGCUCUGCGGUUCCCCACGACCGGCAGACCCUCUUUUACCGCGCCGGCAGGUGCGGAUGAAGAACAGCGGAGACAGGAUUGGUACGCGAUCUUCGGUCUGUCUAGAGGGAAAUGGCUGAGCACGGCGGUGAGGGCGUUCAGGGCGGCUGGGUAUGGCAUGGUGAGUGAGUACCUAGGCCAUCUCGUCGACGAGGAGUUGGUGGGCGUGCGAAUCAAGAGCCGUUGGGAUGAGGAGAAGAAAAGAUGGUCGGGCCGUGAUGCGAAGCUCAAGGCAGCAAUGGAAAAGAUCCCACUCAGCGCACUGUCCAACAUGCCUGGUGAAUCCGCAACAAGCGUCACCCAGAUGAAUGCCCGCUCUACCACCCAGGAGCUGCUCUCCGCUUUGCAAGACUUCCGCAGCCUAGUGCUAGCUGAGCUUCAGCACUCCCAGCGCAUGACAGUCGAAUUCCUGCAGCUCUCUGACGUCGACAAGAGCUACCUCCAGGUCCAGCUCUGGAAGCUUCAGCAGCGGAUGUCGUCCUACGGACGCAAGGUGCACAGAGUCAAGGAGCUGUCUCUUCCGGUCAAGAUAACCCGCUGGCUGCAAAUCGUGUCUCUCGAUGCGCAGCUGAUCUCGUCCAUCAACGAGGUUGUCGCGUCCCUCACGAUGCUCGACCUCUCUCUAAAGCAAACCAGCGAAUACCUGAACAAGAGCACCAUUUCGAAAAUCGAGUUCACCGAGUUAGCAAAGACCAUGCCCUCCCUCGUGGACACCGUCCACCGCUCCCGGUCCCAGCGUCUGCAGAAGAUUGCGCAGCGGGAUGUGUUCAACAUGCCGCGCAUGUUCCGGCAGCUGUGGGAUAAGUUCCAUUCGGUCUUUGGACGAAUCGCGAUGAAACUUCAGGCGGGGACGCUGAGGGUGAAACCAUAUCACAAAAGAAAGAACAAGAAGGGGAAAGGGAAACAGCGAGCAACAAGCCCUGGCACGGAUUACGACUCUGAUCUUGACAUGGACCGCCUUAACCUCAGUGACAGCCCAUCCAAACAAUCAAGAUCACCGAGAACGGCUUAUCCACAGGGUCCGCCGGGUCCGGCACCAGCACCGAGACCAACGACGAGGGUCAUCUCAGAACGGGAAGCAAUCUUGUCAGGAGAGGCCUUUACCAGUCUGCAAAUUAGACCACGGGGGGCACCGGCUAACAACCUCCCUCAAGGAAUCUCCCUUUCAAGGCACAACUUUGGAAACCUGGAAAUUAGGUCCCGUCCACUACCGCCACCAGCAGCCGGCGCUAAGCGUGGACGAGGAGAUGAUGAUGAUGACGAUGAGGAUGAACAACAGUUGCCGGCUACCAAGCGACAACUGCGCCCAAAUCAAGUCCUCCCGCCACGGAGAUUCGCUUGUCCACCUGUUGGUGGCGGUAUUCCAUCUUCAUCACCAGCGGCUGGUGCUUCCCGUUCUGCUUCGGGUGCUAUUUGGACUUCUUCGUCUAGUUCUGCUUCUGAUGAUGGUUCUAGUGAAAGUUCCAGUGAUGAUUCGCGCAGUGAUCCUCGUGGUGGACCUUAUGGUGGCCCUGGUGGUGGUUCACCAGGUGCAGGUGCCAUGGAAGAAGACAGCUCCUCAGACGACGAGUUGAUACCUGAAGAGGAUUAUAACGAAGGCGACCCCUGGAGCCCCGAUAGUCCCUCAGUAUUCGGAGAUGCCAUGGACAUCAGUCCCCCCGGUGACAACGGCGGCAGAGGCAUGGGGAUGGCAGCGCGCUCCCAACACCCUCGUCGUCGUCACGUCGGUAGUGAUUCUAACUCCGACUUUGACUCGUCUUUCUACAGCUCAACCCGCUCCUACUCAUCCUCGUCUUCAGAGUCCGGCAUCGUAGCCAACGACCCCAAUCUCGCCGACCCCUUUACGGACGCCCCUCCCCCUCAACCCCGUAACACCACUAAUACCAGGAGCAUCACUAACAACCCCUCCCAACGAGGCCGAUCUACCACCACACCGACCACUCCCCAACGCAGCCCCCGUGCUGCUCGCACAGGCAGCCCCCUCCGUACCCCUCCCAUGCGCGCCCCCUCCCAGUCUCCCUACCGCACCCCACCCAUGCGCGCCCCCUCCCAGUCUCCCUACCGCACCCCACCCCCGGCCUACACCAAGACUCCCCCCGUCCACUCCAAAUCGCCUCGUCACAUCCUUGAAGGUCCUCGUCCCCGUCGCCGUUCCACACCAGGCCACUCCCCCCUCCAAGGCCCUCGACCCUCUCGUCAACCCCACCGGGCCAACGCCAAUAACGCCGACGAAACCCCCCCUCCCUCAUUCCUAGACACAGUAGGCCUCGCCGACCUCGCCGACCUCACCAUGGGCAACCUCGGCCUCAACUCCCCCGCCGGCCGUCCAGCCACAGACGGCGACAUCCGUAAUGCUCGCACACCUAAUACCCCCGAGGACUUUGUUCGUGGCGCUGGCGCUCUUUUAGGAGGAGCAGGCGACUCACCUACCAUGACCCGGGGAAGAACAACGCCGGGGAGCGCCAUGCGGGGAUUGCUGGAUCCGUUGGGGGUCUGCGGCACGGGCACGGGCAGCACCUGGGGCGCCUGGGGGCGCCUGGUAGGAGACGUGCUGGUGGUGGUGGGAAUGCUGGGGCUGGAGCGGGAGCGGGAGCUGGAGCAGGAGCAGUAG